AUGAAUACCGGAGUAAUGAAACUCAAGCUUAAUUCAAUUUUCCCAGGAACAACAAAUAUUUUGGUAGUUGGCAUUAUUAUUGCUAAACAAUAUCCUAAAGUAAUAGUAUCAAAACAAGAUAAUAAAGAAAAAUCUGUAUUUUCGUUUACUAUACGUGACUCUCCAGAUGAUGUGGUUAAUAUAAGUGUUUGGGGUUCUAAUGAUUAUACUAGACGUUUAUAUAAUGAUUUUAAAAUCGGAGAUGUUGUUGAUUUAAUUAAUUCAAAUGUUACUUAUAACAUGGAUAUCAAAGAUAAAUAUAUGCCGAAAAGUUCAAGGUAA
Messenger RNA from Myzus persicae (green peach aphid), 321 nucleotides. Its product is annotated as meiosis-specific with OB domain-containing protein-like. Bases 1 to 321 code for a protein of 106 amino acids. Gene Ontology annotation, biological process: resolution of meiotic recombination intermediates. Gene Ontology annotation, molecular function: single-stranded DNA 3'-5' DNA exonuclease activity; single-stranded DNA binding. NCBI's taxonomy places the organism in Eukaryota, Metazoa, Arthropoda, Insecta, Hemiptera, Aphididae. The record is from RefSeq and is a predicted model, not a curated record. The transcript has 3 exons.